Messenger RNA from Dermacentor silvarum, 10030 nucleotides. RefSeq names its product ankyrin repeat domain-containing protein 29-like. The record is from RefSeq and is a predicted model, not a curated record. Gene Ontology annotation, molecular function: protein binding. Bases 428 to 1399 code for a protein of 323 amino acids. Lineage: Eukaryota; Metazoa; Arthropoda; Arachnida; Ixodida; Ixodidae. The transcript has 9 exons.
UCCACGCUUUCCCUCCUCUCCUAAAAAUGGAUUCGCCCUCGCUACGACGUAACUUCCCGUGCGUCACACGACGCGGCGCUACUUCCGAUGUCUGCUUGCUGGAUUUUUAGCGCUUUGUGUCGUCUACGCUGACGUUCCCUCCAGCCGUGUAUGUGGUCGCGAAAGGAAACAGAAGAAAGGACGUGAACCUUCGCUCAUUUGAGCCGCCAUCAGUGGUGAUUGGAGCGACAAGCCCGAGCCGUAUCGGAAAUACGCGAGACCGCCGUCGCCAUGAGCCACCCGGUCGGCCUGUCGUGUGUGUGUGACGGCCUCGCGUACGUUCUAACUGCGUCCACAUCCGUCAUCGCGUCGCCGAGAUGCUACCGCUAGAUCACUGUUCGUGAAUCCUGUGAACGCUGCGAGGGGACUCUCGCAAACGGCAUUUCCAAUGAAGAUGCCUUUCCAGGGUUUCGCGGGGACGAACUUCACGUACUUCUCUUUGCAGAAGGAAACGCCAUCGGCACAACUGCUGCAUUUGGCAGCGCUCCAGGGCAACUUGCCGCUCCUGGUUAGCGUGCUUGACAGCGGCAAAGUGUACGUCGACUGCAAGGAUCAGGAAGGAACUACUGCCUUGAUUCUGGCGUGCGCAAACAACAACUAUGACUGUGCCAAAGAGCUGCUCGAGCAGGGAGCCAACCCAGCAGCCAAGCGAGUUACUGGAACCACUGCUUUGUUCUUUGCCGCACAAGGGGGCUACUUGGACAUUGUCAAGUUGCUCCUUGAACACAACGCCCCAGUAGAUGCUGCUAGCGUGGAUGGUGGCACACCGCUCCUUGUUGCCUGUCAAUGCAAUCACCUCGACGUUGUUGAAGAGCUAGUCAAAGCUGGAGCAAGUAUUCACACACAAAUGUCGGAUCGUGCCACACCACUUUUUGUUGCUGCUCAGAAUGGACAUUUGAAGCUUGUUUCCCAUCUCAUCUCCCUUGGUGCCGACAUCAACGUUAAACGGACGGAUGGGGCCACCGCAUUGUGGAUUGCCUCCCAGAUGGGUCACACCGCAGUGGUUGCCGAACUGCUUGCACAUGGUGCCGAGGUUGAUUCCACGCGGCAUGAUGGUGCGACACCACUUUUCAAGGCGGCGCACAAAGGUUACACUGGCCUUGUCGAGCUUCUUGUCAAGCGCGGUGCUUCGCUAGGCCUUCUGAAGAAUGGUGAAAGUGCCCUUCACGCUGCAGCGCUUUUUGACCACCUAAGUGUGAUCAAACUGCUUUUAGCUGCAGGAGCAGACCCGCAGUUGAGAAACCAGGAUGGCAUGACUCCACUCGACCUCGCUCACGAGGCUUCCAACACCCAGAUCGUCGACUAUCUGAGGCAGCACAUCGCAGCGCGUCGCCUUCCAGACUCAACGCGCGCCUCCUGACGCGGUCUCGUGCCCAGGCUGGAAUGAAAACCCUAGAGAACUAUGCCACAGGCCCAUCUAUUUUGCCAUCGUGUUCGUCUGGCAAAGACCUUUGCAGCUCGUGGGCGGUGGGCUGCCUCAAUACAGUCACGUUGUGUUGCUUGUACCAGUGGCACACUUGUACAUCUUCCCAUGCUGAAGCAUCAAUGCACUUUGAAAUCAAAGCUGUCAAUGAAGAAUUGAGAAGUUGGCAUGGUGGUCAUGUAGUAGCUCGUGAAGGAGCUCGUGAAGUGAGGUUUGCCUUCUGCUACGUUUAAGGUUGUUCUCUCUAGCAAGCUGAAACUGGAAAGCUGGACCCACACGGCAGACCGGACUGCUAGCCGAUUGGUCACAAUGAUGUGAAUGUGACACGCAGCAUCCAUUCGGCUGACCAAAAAUGGCAGACGGCAGAGCAUAUCUACAGAGAUGUUCUCAUGUUGUACAUGACAAAACGGCAUUCAUUUGAGCUCAGACAAUACUGAGCAUGUAGUGUUUUACAUGUUGCUCCAAGAUUGCUCCAAGUUGCUCCAAGACCACUGUGUUCCAAGCACGGUGGUCGUAUAUUGUUCUUCGUUAUGUGUAAUUUCAGCAUCAUACAUCACUGUUUAUUUGUUAACUGAUAUGGCGUGCAAUUCAACAUGUCGCAACCAUGCAAGUGCAGCUUCUGCUGUGAAAUGGCACAAGAUGGUUAUAGAAAGAUCAGCUGUGUAUUCAAAACACUUCAGCAUACAUGGUUGUAGGGAUUCUUAAACUGUUUCGUUAGGCCUACCCAGGCAAGCGUUUUGGCUUAUUGCCUAGUAUGAAAUUUGAACUCGCAUGUACAACAGUGUUUGUAACUUGGCAAGAAGGCCACUAAAUUUAGUGAGCUUUUAGUCACCCCAAUGAUUGCAUUUGCCGAGCUCUAGCAAGUUCUUUAGUGAUGCAAAUAACCAGUAAAUUGCCCUGGUAAAAUUUUUUUAGACUUUGGCUAAUGUUGCUGCCUUGUCCCUAUGUCCCUAUUUUAUCUCAAGGGGGUUAUAUGCACUUCCAUUUGUCUCUACGUCUAGAUGUACUGCAGACCUUAUUAGUAAACUAUCUGGGUGCAUUGAAGCUUGUUGUAUAUGCAAAGUACACUCUUGAGAUUUGAUACCGUUUUAGAAAAUUGGAGUAGUUCACAUUUCUCAGAUUCUGACCCUUGAGUCACCACUACAGAAGGUGAUUUAAAGCUACAUUUCAAAAAGUAAGAGGAAGAUGUCCAGGUUCAUUGAAAACAUAAUUGACAAAAUUCGGAGAAAGUUAUCAUUAUCACCACCACUUGAUGACUUUUCGCUAAAAGAAUGUUUCAGACUGCGACCUAGUGACCUUGUCCCCCCCUCAAAAAAAAAAAAAAGUUUUACUAACACUGGUGUGCACGUGUUUUCAGCUAGACAAUUUUUUGCCGAUAAGCAGCUGCACAUAAUUCAGUGUUUCACUCAGUACAUGGAACAGUGUGUAUAAACAUGGUGUAAGAAGAGUUCAACUAAAAUUGUGCUCAUGCGUGUUUGUUCAACCAGUCAAAUUGAAGCGAAGCUGUGUUCCGAGAACACGGUGUCAGUGUCAAAAAACAGCUUUUUCAACGAACUGCUCACAUCAAAACAAAGGGCCUGUCUUGAAAUUUGCACUUGAAAGCUGGAGUGAUAUUAUGUUGCUCAGUUUAUCGGUAAGUGCCUGCACUCCCCUUACUUUAUUGGACAGUGCUGUAUGCCAUACAGUUUCGAUUUCUAAACAAUAACUUUACAGCAAACAUAUGACUCUCUUCUCGGAACUCACUAUAGCUGGCAUUGGAAAUGCACACGUAGGUUAAACAGCACACCAAAGCAAAGCAAUAGAAAAGUAAGAAAUGAAGCAACGAUUGACGAGCAAGCUAAACUGCUAUUGAAACUAUGCAUUGCUGAUAUGUUGGGUGCACGGUGCUUGCUGGAAAACUAAGUGCUCAAACAUCUCAUGUUGCUUCCUCAUUAUGUCUUGUCCCAUUUAUCAAAGAAUUUCAUGGACGCUGCUUCUAUUAGUAAUGACAUCUUUGAAGGGAACAGCAGAAAAGACACUACAAGUGACUGUCGCUUGUCCCGUCUUUCGCGUUAUGUAUUCCCUUCAAAGAUGUUGCCUUACCAGCUAGCUCAGAUUCAGACCUUAGUUCUAUUCAUAAGUAGGUGCACACUUGUACUACCUUGGUCAACCAUGAACAACCGUCGUCAUUGGCAAAUGUUUACAGGUCAUGGCAUUGAUGACAAUCGUGAAUUUGCUCAGUGGUGGCGCAGUGCUUUUAAUUUAUUAGAUCACCUUGCAGGUAGAAAAAACUACUCGAAGCUAAAACUUGAGUUCAAGGCUGUAUACUCAGGCUCUGUGUGAAUUUAGACUUUUAAUUUUUUCAAAAUUCUUCUGACCUGUAUACUUCUAUAGCCGACUGUACUUCCAAAAAAAGAAAUCUGCUCAGUAACAUUAUGGAUCCUCCGUUAUGAUAUCCACGGUUGUGUAGCUAUUGUUCAAACUAUGCAUCGGGCACUACAAAAUGAUCACUCAAAGUAAUACAAAAACACCGUACCUUACAUGUUGUCGAUGGGCACUCGGGAUGUUUGGUUUGUGUUUCUGGUGGUCAGUUGGGGCGAAUUUGGAACCUGAAUUUCUCAGCAUACGUUAUUCACAUUUUCUUGGCGCACCGUAUGUUGUGUAAAUGAAGGGAGCCAGGUAUAAAUGGCUCAUCUAGUUUGUAAAUUGCUGGCUCAUACACACCCAAAAUUCAUUUGAAGGUGGAAUCUCUUAGCGCAUUUUGGAUAAUACCAUGCAUGGGUACGGUACCCGUCCCUUUGUUCAGAAUAAGUUAGAUGUAAGCAGUCGUUUGUGGUGAUGUAAGGUGCACUUCACGAUAGCAGUGACAGGUGGCGCCACUGGCCAUAUUACUGAGGCCCUUACUGUCAAACCUGUUCAUAAUGGAGUCUCAUACAUUCCAAAAACUCCUUCGUAAUAUCCAAUGUUUGUUAAAAGCGUGCACACUGAUAUUUGCAAGGAAAAAAAUAACAUCGCGAUUGGCUCUAUGCAAAGUAAAUGCAAACGUGAUGCCUCCAACAGGCCAACGUAAGGCUCUCUCUAUCGGUUUUAUUGGCCUACAUCCGGCUUGUCGUGCCGAUACAUGGCACAUGUGCAACACCUAAUUACAAGGAUGCUUUGCACCGUUAAUAUUGUCCCCACUACUGCAGGUGACAUUUGUACUACCUUGGUCAACCAUGAACAACUGUCGUGCAGUCAAUAUAAAGCUGUGUGAUCACAAGGGAUGGCACGUUGACUUGCCGGCUGCAGUUCAGCCAAGCCAAGCCAUUGUCCAAAAUGGAUAUGCUCGUCCAGAAUGUGCCAUUUCAAGUUGCUCUUUCCGAGUAGCUGAAGUUUUCACUGCGAGAAUAUAAACUUUGAGAUGCGAGCAAGCAAAUAUUCAUUGUGUCAGAUCUUGCAUUCUUGAUUUGUUGUUGCAGUAGAACACUGAUAGAUAAUGACAUGGUUAACCAAACUUUAGAUUUACUGUGUUAUAUCUGAUAAUUCGUUACAUUCGUGUUCGCUGUAUUGAGGUACGACUGUACUUGUUCAUUUUCGCAUUGCCUCACACAAAAUUGACUUCUAAUUUACCAUGGAUGAAGCAAGCAGCUACUGCACCCAAAUGUGGUCGCAAGCAAAAUGCACUGUAAGAUGCCAUCUCUACGUGAAAUCCAGAUGUGAUAGAACCAGAAGUUUAGUUGGAAGUUAGAAGGGCCAUACAGCACCACAACAGAGGUGUGGAUUGUGAAUAUGAUCCAAUAUUUAUCACGUAGCACAAAUUGUGGGUGCCAGGUCUUUAACAUGCCAAAUGUGAGCAAUUAUGGUGAUAAAAACACUCCGAAAAGAAAGUUGGAAACAGGCAGAAACUGUGAACAAAGAUAUUGUUGCUUACACAUUACUAAAUCCUGAAUGUGCAUUAGGUGUCUGUGCAAACAUCCGUGGAAUAUGCAUGGCAUGAACAUUGCAUCGCUUGCCAAAUGUCUGUGUGCUUUAUCCAGAUACACUUCAAUAACAAAGUGUGGUCACAGAUUAUGAUCUUGUGCAGCAUGCUUCAGUCAGGAGAUAGGCUUUUUCAAUGACUAUAAUGUCUUAAUGGAUAUUGGUGACUGAUUGGGACUGUGCUCUUCAACGAAUGCAAAAGCUGAAAAUUAUCUUGACCAAUUGAAAGUGCCACUAAACGAUUAAGUUUUAUCUCUUGCCUUCCUUAUUCAAGUAUGCAUGAAACAUAGAGGUGCUCUCAUUGGCCGAAGAGGUCUACUACUUCGAUUACCACUGACGAGCAGCUGAAAAGCUGCGUUUGAUGAUCAGAGCUUUACCCCAAGAGCAACUAGACAGCGGGGAAGGCUGUCAACACAAAACCUCGAAGGCCAACUGCAAUGUGAUUUCGGAUCGUGUAAAAUGUCUAGUUUCAAAUAGUGCAGAUAUAUUGCAGCCUCUGUGUAAAACUUCAAGAUUGAAAUAUGAGUGAAUGCAUUACAAAAAGUUUGUAAAAAAAUUGUUUUUUAUACCAAAGCUGAAAGACCGGAAAAACACAAGUGCCAUUAUCACUGGCUAAAUAUGACACUGAACCUGGAAUGUUGAAAACUGGCAUGGGUGUCUCAACCUGACCUGUACAUGCUGAAAAUCUUGGAGGCCAUCUCCUGGGUUCUGCGUUGUGGUCGCUAAUCACCAGGUGAUUGCAUAAUCUGUUAAUCUGUCAACAUUCAGAGGCUGUUAAUGAGAAACAUUUGACAAUUACCAGCUGCGCAGCUUUGCCAAGAUUGUUUUGACAGCAUACACUAUUAGUUUAUAACCACUUUAUUUUCAUUGCAGUUUGCUAAUGAAACAUUGGAACUCAAAUAUAAUACGAGAAUCAGAUUUGAUCUGCCAAAAUCUAUUUACAGAGGCCUUGUAUAGCUAUACAUGAAAUGAUAUGGUAUUUUGAGCAAGUAUUGAAGGUUGAUUCAGUCCACUUUUACAAAGGCGAUCUGUGCACUAUGAGUGCGCAAAAUUCAAAGGCACUGAUUGGAUUGAACAUUGCACAAUUCUGACUGGUACUGCAUGUCCCGACGAGGUUGACGUAAUGCAAGUUGACUGCACGUGAAUAACAGUGCACGUUUCAGCCUGCUCUACGUCAUGGAAGUUGACCUCCGAAAGCUUUUGAGAACUGCUAUUUUUUCCUGCAUAUAUUGUCACGCCAAAGCACUUACGCCUGCCUAAGAAUGAUUUUCCGCACGAGCCGAAGCUGUUGUCCUUGCAAGAAAUUCAUGGCGGAUCAUUUUGCCUUAUCCAAAUUUUGUAAACAAGAUUUAAACAGUGGUAAUGCUUGCCUACAAACACCAAACGGUCACACGAGUCUGCAUAAACAGAGUGACAAUGCCAGUGGCAUGCUGCAAAUGCCAGUGGCAUUGUUUGCAUAGUCUUAUUUUCUUGAAACAAUAUAAAUUUUGAUGUAGUGGCAUUGUGUGGUAUGCCACUGCCAAGUAUACUGGCAUUGCAUAAUGCAGUACUAGUUACUUGCAUACUGUGUAAUGCCCUGGGUAUGUUUUGUGCUAUAUACGCUGUGCAACGCUUCCUCAUGUAAUAUGGAGCUCUACAGCAGCAUUAAGUGUACAUAUUUCACGCACACCUGCGAAAAACUUGCCUUGCCACGUACUGUUCUCCGAGAGAUCUUUGCAGGUGGCUUUCACGUGCGACUUAUUUUUCUUGGAACAGAGAUACUCUCGCGUAGAUUUGCACAAGUUUUUUCGUGCCUCACUCUUGGCGACUCGAGCGAUAUUGUGCUUACUUUAUCAAAUGUGGCCGAAGAAAAGAGCCCCACCUGUGUGUCGAAGACUACAGUCACUAUUCAGGCACAUCAGAUGAAAACAGAAACUCCCCUGUUCUAGUUUUUUACAUCUGUAAAGGACAAAUUCUCUUACAGUGUGCGAGUGUAAACGUGUGCGUAUAUGUUAUGUGUGUGUGUUUUAAGAAGCAACCCUUCCGAGUUGCAGUGCCACAAUCGCCGUACGUUGUACAGAAUGCGGCGUACAUCACUUCCAGAGUGCCAGCCGUGGAGAAGUAUUGUUUACAAUUUUUCCGAUUACCCUGUUGAAUGUGUUGUCACGUUUUGUUGUAUGUCGCAUGUUGUGUUAAUUUAAAACCUGCCUAUCCUUUUGUUAUGCUAUGAUAGUGUUACUUGACGAAACUGAGGCACGCUAUGGAGUGCUGGGAGCAAACAGAAUGUGGCUCCAAGACCUAAUAUUGAGCUUGCUGAAAGCCUUCCAAUCGUCCCACCUAAAUUGGGAUUCCUGGUCACUUCAUCCACAUAGUAAUACCAUUGCACUGUAGAGAACCAUAACUGUGUUUUGAUUACCUGCACAUAGCUGAGGCAGUGGCAGGAGUACUCAGAGCACACUAGCCACGAAAAAAAAAAAAAAUGGGGAGCUGUUCUUGAUGCUUAAGGCCUUAUCUAAAGGGUUUUUGCAGCAAAGAUGUGUAGGGGAGCUUUGAAAUGGCAUCAAGGUUUGGCGGUGUGGUCGAUAUCGAAAAUACACAGCCGCACUGUAUUGACUGUUGCAAUAAUUGAGAGUGCUAGGUACAUGCGCCUGCUCCUGCUAAGCCGCUCGCUCGUUCGCGCUCAAAGUUUGCAUAGAGGUAGCAUUUCGCAGCAAGUUUUGUUUAAUACCAUGUUUCCAGGCAUUAAUUACCAGUUUUGUCCGCAGUAAAUCUGGAAUGGGUGUCUGCAGUGACGCCUCUGAAGAUAUUUCUUUUAUGCUGCAGCAACGGAACAUUAGUGCCAUCUGUCACUACUGUGGUGAAAAUACAGUGUUCACCGUAACCGUGGCAGAUGGAGCCACCACUCCGUUGCAGUAAAAUCCGCACAUUUUGAGUGGCAUCGACACUCAGAAUGUGUGUUAGCAAGUCUUGGGUAGACCACGGGCAGCAGACCGCCAGGAUUUCUGAAGGGUGUGAGAACUGUGUGCACCUCGCUGUUUUUGAUGUAUGAAUUGCUUGGGCUUGCACACAUCUGUGAAGGUUUAUUGUUAUUAAUUACAACUCCUUGAGCAUGUUGUGUUGGCAGGUUGUUUGCCACACUGCCGGAACUUGACUCAUUUAUUGUUAUUUGCAAUGUAGUUGGCACUAAGUCUGUUCGAUUUGCGUGCACCACUCUGAACGAGCUCACGGCAGUGCAUGAUAAGUUUGAAAAUUGUGCUGCUCGAUUUCUGCGGUGCAUGCGUAACGAGACACUUGAAACGAAUGCCAAGGUGCAGACGCAGUGCAAGUGUUAUGUUUUAUCCGACUAAUGUGCUCCGAGUGCUUAAGUUUGAGGGUCCCGAACCACAGGUAUGAUCGGCUUCUGAGGCAUAAAUACACCCUUGAAGCGCAGGGUGUAUUUAUGCCUCGGAAGCCAAUCAUACCUGCUGUGUCUGUGACACAGAAGACACACGUAAGCGGGAUUUUAACAGUGCUUGGACCCGCGUGCUGGGUUGUUUGCUGUGCUGCUGCUAUGCACCUGUAAAUCUGCACCAAGUCGGCACCGAGCGAAGAGAGGGUACAGCGAAGUCGUGAAACGCCCCUGCAUCUUUUGAAACAAACAGCAUGCUUCAAGAGGACACCAUUACUGAACCACUAAAAUUAAUGAUUAGAGUGCAGCACUUCGUAAACUAGUUCAGGUGGUGCCGACGAAUCGAACAGACCUACCGUCUUCAUUAUAUCACGCUGAAAGUCACGUGUCACGCAAAAUCUCGCCACAUCUGUACACGCGCUCCCCAGCUUGGCAAUUUGCAUACCCAUAUACAUGCAAAACGCAGAAAAGAUCUCAUUAGACAGCUGCCAAACAGACAUGAAUGAAAUUUGCUGCAUUUAAGUGAGAAAAUGAAAUACUACUGGCCUUUGGAAGCAAAAUUUUAUACCCAGGGCUUUGAAUUUCUCAACAAAAGCUGCCAAAAACCUACUAUCGUUGGCAACAAACCACAAUCGGCAUUAAAAAAAAUGUAUGGUUUGCCAUCGCUUGUUCUGAGGCACACAGUUCCUUAAUUGCCCUCAUCUACAUUACACUACUUUAGUUGACCCUUCGCUAACUCAACUAGCCUACACCAAGAUGCUGUCACCUCACUUGCGACUUGUGAAACAGCACAUGGCUCUGACGAGUACUGAAUGAACAGUACAGCAGAUUUUAACUCUUGCAUACUGAUGCACUUAGUUUGAUAAUAUAGACGUAUACUCUGUGAUUAAACAUGCAUCUUUGUGCUACGAUAUUAAGACUUAUUUUCAUGGCACUCCACUUUUGUCUUGAAUGGGUAGGACCAUGCAGUGGCUUGCGAGUGAACCAAUCAACGCCGUCUUGAAAACAGUUGGUCACGAGAUGUUCGGUGCAUGAAAUGAUGUUGGAACCUAAUUUCAGAUCUUUUCAAUGAUGCCGGCAUUGCAAGACAGGCAAUGCGGCAGAAUAAGAAUGUUUCUGUUAAGUAAUUUUUCGCUGGAAGAAAAGAAACCUGCUGUUCGCAUCCAAUUUUCAUGCAGGCACUUUGCACUUGAAGUGGACACAGUCAUUUCUUUCUUUGUCUCAUCAUGUACAGGUUACUUAUCCUGUCAAGUUUUAUUAAAUAA